AUAUAUAUUAUUUAUAUAUAUAUUGAAAUCUCAUACUCAUACCUCUAUAAGUAUUGAGUUCCCAUCCUUCAUUUUCUUCACACCUCCUCUCUCUUUCCAAACUAUCCUUAGUUUUUAUUUCAAGAUGUCUUCCUCCCAAAACGACAAGAAGAGUUCUGAUGCUGAGAUGGUUGAGGCCUCCUCCCAGGCGCCGGAGUCAAACCCUUCCGACAAUGCUCCAGCCUGUGUCGCCGGCUUCCUUUCUUUCCGAGAGAAGAUGGCUCGCCGUAAAGCUGAGAAGGAACCUAUCCACGUUUGCGCCGAGCCUCUAUCUUCUUCUGCUCCGGUUGUCACUCCAGCUGUCGAUCUUGUGGUUCAGGCUCCGCAAGAUGCAGGGGAACAGUCCGGGACGGGCAUUUUGUGUGUUUCUGAUGCCUCGGCCCAGCCGUCUGGUUCAUCUACAACUCCGAUCGUUGUUGACGAUAAGGAGAAGGUCACUGAAUCGAUGUCUCCGCCUCCAACCAGAAAAGAAAUCAUCCUGGUGUUGCGUGCUCCCAGUGGUACUCCAGCUGUUCCAGUGAAGAGUCGGAAGAGGAGGUGUACGAAGGGCAAUGAUGGGGAGCCUUCGCAUCCGGAGGGGUUGAGUCUGGCGUCAGGACUUCGUGGAAAGUUUGUAUCGUUGAUCGAUGGGAUGAUAAACGAUUGCAGUUCUGAGGCGAGUCGUCUUGCGAGAGAGCUUACGGAGACGCAUGGCAAAUUGUCAGAGCUCGAAGCUAUGAUGAAAGCGGUCGAGGAUUCUCAUUUCGCAAAGGUGUCCAAGCUGGAGGUUCCGAUUGGCGAGCUCGAGAGGGACCAUGGGAAGACGGCGAGUUCUUUAAUUAAAGAGAAGAUGGCCAGGAAGACCAAGUCUUCGGAGGUACGUCGACUUCAACGCCAUAUUGAGAAUGGCGAAGAAUCGACGAACCGCAGAGUCGAGGAGGCCAAAGGUGCUUUGCGCGUUGAGUUUCAGGCCCGUUUGACGAGGAUCGCCGACUUUCUAAGCUCCCUUGAGUGCGUUUUCAGUAGGGAUUUGGUCCUAUUGAACAUCAAUGGUGGGAUGGCCAUGGUUCAGGCGCUCAAAGGUGAGACCCCUUCAUCUUUACAGGCCGAGGAGGCCAGGUUGUCUGCCGACAAGGAGGAUCUGGCGGUCGUGGACAGAAGUUUUGAACUCAUCCUGGCUGACCUGAAAUCCGAGUGCAUCCUCCCGACAUCCUCCGAAGUCCCUGAGGGGCAAGAUCCUCUGGUGGGGGAAGGCGGAGAUGGUGCGGCUCCGAGUUUGGACGAGGCGACGGGUGAAGGAGAGGUCUAGAUUCCCGAGUAUGAUCAAGGUUGCGGUCUUGUUUAAGAUUUUUUUUUAAAUGUUUAUGAAUUAGUGCUUGCUCUAGCCUUGUAUGGCCAUGUUUAUGUUUUUGGACUAGCUGCUUGUGGCUUUGAAUCCUUGCCGCUUUGCGGCAUUUUAUGAAUGGAUGAUCAGUUUGCGUUUAUGUGAGUAAGUGGAUGGUGUAGAAGGAAGCUUAUGAGUUGUCAUCUUAUAUCUUUCUCCAAA
Brassica napus (rape) is the source of this 1564-nucleotide messenger RNA. RefSeq lists its product as uncharacterized. Bases 125 to 1327 code for a protein of 400 amino acids. The transcript is spliced from 2 exons. NCBI's taxonomy places the organism in Eukaryota, Viridiplantae, Streptophyta, Magnoliopsida, Brassicales, Brassicaceae. The record is from RefSeq and is a predicted model, not a curated record.